Hemicordylus capensis (graceful crag lizard) is the source of this 737-nucleotide messenger RNA. It is a transcript of the gene RBP7, whose product is annotated as retinol binding protein 7. Gene Ontology annotation, molecular function: fatty acid binding. Gene Ontology annotation, biological process: fatty acid transport. Gene Ontology annotation, cellular component: cytosol; nucleus. The coding region runs from base 99 to 503 and encodes 134 amino acids. The record is from RefSeq and is a predicted model, not a curated record. Lineage: Eukaryota; Metazoa; Chordata; Lepidosauria; Squamata; Cordylidae. The transcript is spliced from 4 exons.
UUAUAUAUAUAGGCAGUGUGGGGAGACAGAGUUUUAACUGAGCCUUUGCAUUCUUUAUCAGUUGUUUGUUUGUGUGUAUACAUCCCUAACUUUUAGCAAUGUCUGUCGAUUUCAGUGGUACCUGGAACCUUGCCACCAGUGAGAACUUUGAAGGCUACAUGCUGGCUUUAGGUAUUGAUUUUGCGACGCGCAAGAUAGCCAAAAUGCUGAAGCCCCAGAAGGUCAUCACACAAGAGGGCGACUCGUUUGCAAUCAACACAACGAGCACUUUCCGGAACUACUCGGUCCAGUUCAAAAUUGGAGAAGAGUUUGAGGAAGAUAACAAAGGCUUGGACAACAGAAAAUGCAAAAGUGUUGUUACUUGGGAUAAUGACAAACUUGUCUGUGUCCAGACUGGAGAGAAGAAAAACAGAGGGUGGACCCACUGGAUUGAAGGAGAUCAACUGUACCUGGAACUUCGGUGUGAGGACCAAGUAAGCACACAGGUCUUCAAGAGAGCAUGAAACGAAUCCCAGUGACAUUGCUGAAAGAUAACCACAUGGAGAGAAUACGGCAGGAGAAUCUGGGUACAGCAACACUCUUCACCUGAAGGUGGUGAUGACUAACAUUACAGCUUUCUAAGGCAAAAGCCUUCUCUGUUAUCUAGAAAAGCACUCUGACUGAUCUCCAGAUCAAAAGCUGUAACUGUUACUGCCACUUAAUGUGGAAACUCUAUUAAAGAGGUCUCUCGAAAUGCA